Messenger RNA from Gallus gallus (chicken), 1747 nucleotides. It is a transcript of the gene PNOC, whose product is annotated as prepronociceptin. The transcript has 3 exons. Gene Ontology annotation, molecular function: opioid receptor binding. Gene Ontology annotation, biological process: neuropeptide signaling pathway; sensory perception; chemical synaptic transmission. Lineage: Eukaryota; Metazoa; Chordata; Aves; Galliformes; Phasianidae. The record is from RefSeq and is a predicted model, not a curated record. The coding region runs from base 64 to 648 and encodes 194 amino acids. Gene Ontology annotation, cellular component: plasma membrane; neuronal cell body; axon terminus.
GGAGGAGGCACAGAGCAGAGGAGCCAGCAGCUGACAGCACACUGCAGCCCUGCUGUUGUCACCAUGAGGGCCAUGCUCUGGGACCUGCUGCUGCUCUGCCUCUUUGCCCGGGCACGGAGUGACUGCCGGGGGGACUGCCUGCGCUGCGACCGCCACUUCUACCGGGACGGCUUCGACCUCCUUGUCUGCAUCCUGGAGUGCGAAGGCGAAGCCGUGCCGCGGGCCACCUGGGAGAUGUGUGCCACCAGCAUCCGAUCUGCACCACGUCUGGGUGCCACCGGUGCCGGCGUCCUCGGUGCCAUGGAGCCAGCCGAGGCGGUGGCGAGCCCGCUGCAGGUAAGCGAGCUGCUGCGGCGCCGGGACGCCGAAGACGGAGGUGCUGGGAUGGCGCCGGGCGCUUUCCCAUCGCAGGACGAGGACAUUUCCCGGCGGCUUGGCGGUGGCUUCCCACGGGGGACACGCGGCUCGUGGCCGGCGGCCCGUGGGGUGCAGAAGAGAUACGGGGGCUUCAUCGGGGUGCGCAAGUCGGCGCGGAAGUGGAACAACCAGAAGAGGUUUAGCGAGUUCCUGAAGCAGUACCUGGGCAUGUCGCCCCGCUCCAGUGAGUACGACAUGGCCGGCGACCUCAGCGAGCACAACGAGAUCUAGCCGGCCCCGCGGCACCGCGCCACGGACACGCGCGCCAUGGCCAAAAAAGUCAAUCCAUUGCCCCAGCCCCAAAACCUCCAUUAGGAAGGGUUUCUCCAGGAAGCGAUGGCUGCUUGUUUUUGGUUUGUUUUUUUUUGUCUUUUUUUUUUCCAUUGUACUGUCAAAAUACCGUAAUUUUACCCCCUCUGCCCCCACCCAUCCUUUGCCCCUUUUGCUUUUUCGGUUGGCACGUGUUGCACAAGGAAUGCCAAUUUUGCCCCGCUGAAUGGCGAUGCUGGAUCUUGGGAUGCCCCAGCGCUGUGUUCCCCAUUCCCAAUGGGUGCACAUCAAAAAUGGAAGGGGAAAAAAUAAUGGCUUGGAAGCACCGAGCCCCAAGGCUGGGCUCUGAGUCCCUAUCUCAGUGACACCCCAGAAAUAUCCCUUUGCCGUAGGUCACAUUGUGAUGUUAGGCAAAAGGGGUUUGUCCCCAAGACCAUAAAAGUGUGCAGAAUGUUUCAGCCCCCUCCUCCCAUUAAAUAAAAACAAACAGAAAAAAGGCCAAAUAAAACCAAACCUUUUGCUUCUAGAAAUGACUCUUCCCCAAAGCAUUGCAUUGGAGUGGUGAGCAGGGAGCAUCCCCCCGGCCCCAGGAAAUAGUGCCGGGAUGCUCCGAGCCCCCACCCCAUACCCACCCACACCCCCUAACAGUGAAAUUUAGUAGAAUUUUUCAUUCCCCCCCCCGUCCUUUUUUUUUUUUUUUUUUUUUUUUUGCCUUUUGUUUGUUUGGUUGGUUGGUUGUUUUUGUUUUUGUUUUUUUGCUGUGAAGCAUCUCCCCAAAACCAGGGGAUUCGGCCCCAGCCCCGCAGCCCCCAGGGCAGAGCAUCCUGGGUCAGAGCAUCCCGGAGCAGAGCAUCUUGGGGCAGAGCAUCCCGGGACUGAGCAUCCCGGCCCCUCUCUUGCACUGCUCUCAGCUGCAACUAUUAUUAUUAUUUUUUUUUAUUAUUAUUAUUUUUAUUUUUUCUGUUUUGUUUUGUUUUUGUUUUUGUUUUUGUAGCGUUCCGGCACCGCGUCCCGGCACCUUCCGCCAGGCACAGGCAAAAUUAAACCCUGCUCCUGUCCA